This is a messenger RNA of Dichomitus squalens LYAD-421 SS1, 1461 nucleotides long. RefSeq names its product cytochrome P450. The record is from RefSeq and is a predicted model, not a curated record. NCBI's taxonomy places the organism in Eukaryota, Fungi, Basidiomycota, Agaricomycetes, Polyporales, Polyporaceae. Gene Ontology annotation, molecular function: heme binding; iron ion binding; oxidoreductase activity, acting on paired donors, with incorporation or reduction of molecular oxygen. The coding region runs from base 1 to 1461 and encodes 486 amino acids. The transcript is spliced from 6 exons.
AUGCCGAUUGUGUGGACUCCACUCGUCUCAAUCGAGGUGCUUGGCUUCUUGAUCGCCUCGAUCGCCCUCUAUCGCCUAUGGUUUGCGCCACUUGCACGACUCCCGGGCCCGCCGAUAUGCGCAAUCACUCGCCUUCCCCUUAUGUACCACGAAUUCAGCGGGAGCAGACGCUUAUUCAUUCACGGCCUGCACAUGAAAUACGGGCCCGUCGUGCGCAUCGCACCGAAUGAAGUAUCCUUUGCUACACGCCAGGCAAUGAAGGAGAUCUACACUUCGGGAGGGAGCGGUUACGACAAAACGUCUUUCUACUCUUUGUUCCAGCAUUUCGGGACGAAGAACAUGUUCUCCACUCUGGAGAAGGAAGAGCACGCGGCCGUCAAGAAACAGUUCGCAGAGCGAUAUAGCAAACUCCACGUUAUGAAGCCGGACGUUUCUUCUGUGAUUCAACAGACCGUCGACGCCUUCGUCACAAGGGCGACCGAGCACGUUGGUGCGAGCGUCGACAUCUACGACCUACUCCAUUGCUUCGGGCUUGAUGGAGUCACAGGACAUUUAUUUUCUCCCUCCGGACUGCAUUCGCAAACUAAUGACGACGAUCAUGAGCUCAUGAAGCAGCUGGCAUACCCAAGUGACUUGAAAAGAGCGUACUUCCGCUACUACUUUCCCACCCUCUGGUGGGUCUACGAAAGGCUCACUGGCAUCAACAAACUACGUGGCGACACGAAUCUCAUAGAUGCCUACGUGCUCAAAACGUUCCACAGCGGGUCCGUGGAUCCACAGACAGUCCUCCACAAGCUCCGCAUCGUCGAUGCCCGCGACCCCGGCCGUCCCAUGCUCCUCUCCGUGUCCGAGUGCAUGGACCACAUCAUAGCCGGGAUUGAUACGACUAGCGAUGCGCUCUGCUUCCUCAUGCACCAUCUCUCGCUGCCCAUCCCCGCGUCGCGACGUGUGCAGGAGAAGCUUCACGAGGAGCUCGUGCAGAAUCCUGGAAAAUCCGUGGACGACUUACCUUACCUUGACGCCGUGAUCAAGGAGGGUCUGCGGCUGCUCAGCCCUGUCACUAUGAGCUUCCCGCGCGUUGUACCCGCCGGCGGGCGGGUUGUCGAUGGUGUCCAGCUGCCAGGGGGGACCAUCGUGAGCUGCCAGCCAUACACUCUGCAUCGGUUCGACACAGAAGUCUUCCCCGAUCCGGAUGAGUUUGUGCCCGAAAGGUGGUUGGCCGCAGAGGGCGCGGUGGAGCGGAACCAGCUAUUCUUCACUUUCGGUGCUGGAGGUAGGGGGUGUAUAGGAAGACAUCUGGCACUGCUGGAGAUGAAGCUGCUUGUGAGAGACGUGUACUCGACGUACCGUACCCGCGUCGCCCCAGACAUGACUGCCUCGAUGGAGCCGGACGACCAGUCGAUAUCGACCCGACCUAAGGAUCAGAAGUGCCUGAUUGGUUUCGAGAAGCUGGACAUCUGA